Molecule: messenger RNA, 564 nt
Organism: Dibothriocephalus latus
Lineage: Eukaryota; Metazoa; Platyhelminthes; Cestoda; Diphyllobothriidea; Diphyllobothriidae
Source: the annotation of a GenBank genome assembly
UUUGGCCUCAGCACUCACCUUAGCAGACCGACAAAACGCGCAGUCUCGGCUUCCCGCAACCGGCUUUCUGCCUUCGCGUUUGCGGCCCUGGCGAAGACCAAGAAAUCCCAAUCAGCCGAUGGACCAACCUUCAGACAGGAAGCACCGGUAGCCGGUAACGCACAUAACCCAACAAAAGCUUUCUUUGAGGCCCUCUGUCUCACGCAGUGUGGUUCUCCGGCUUACACUGCGCCCGAAGUGCUGGGUCGGAAGCCCUACGGACAGCAAGCCGAUGUGUGGACUGCUAUAGACCUCAUACGAGGCCUACUAACGCCGGAUCCCAAAGAACGAUUACGUUUGCCGCAGCUUAUAGCCCACCCAUGGUUGACAGGAACAGAACAAGUCAAGCCGUCGAUCCCACAAGCCGACGAAUUCCCCUUGGAAUUCACAUCCUCGGUCGACGUCGCUGCUGAAGUUGGAAGACCCCACAGACUCAAACGGGCAGGCUGCGGUCGUCGAGCCUCUAAUGCCAAAUCCCAGUCCCCCUAUGGCAGCCGCAGCCCACAGGAGGCCCAUGGUGGAUGA